CGGUCGUCCACUCGUGAGACCAUCGAUUCGCAUCCCUCCCUAAAAUAUCCCUAGCCAAGGCAACCAGCCCUAACCGGCUAACCCUCGCUCGCUCUGCCCUCCCUCUUCGCGGCGGCCGCCGUCCUCGCCGUGUCCACAGAUUCCGGGUGUUCCGGUGGAGGCGCUCCCGGCGCACCAUCUCUAGAUCCGCCCCUGACCAAGCACCAUGUCCGUGGCGGCUGGGGUCAGCGAUGCCGCCAUCGCGGUGCGCGACAAGCUCCGCGGCAAGAUCGGCCAGACCAAGGUGAAGCGCUACUGGCCGGGAAAGGCGCCCGAGUGGGGCGGGGAAGACGCCGAUGACGACAUCGAUAUCCGGACGGCUAGGGUUUCGCUCGACAAGGCGUUCCCCAAGGACGACGACGGGGGCCGCCCCGCCAAGGAUGACCGCAGGCUCCGCCGCCUUGCGGAGGCCCGCGGGGAGAGCAAGGAGGAGCUAAGGGCCGAUCACCGCCGCAUACGGCAGGCUGAGAUCGUGUCGACUGCGGAGGAGGAGAGGGAUAGGCAGGAGGCUGAGUUGGAGGAGGAGGGGGAUGAGGAGGCCCAGGAGGAGAGGAGGAGGAGGAUUAGGGCCAGGCAGCUCUUGAGGCAGCAGGAGGAAGAGCUGCUUCCGCAGGAGGAGGAGCCGGUAGAGGAGGAGCAGGAGGAGGAUGGAGAAGAGUCUGAGUACGAGACUGACUCGGAGGACGAGCAGAUGGGCAUGGCCAUGGUGAAGCCUGUCUUCAUACCAAAGUCGCAGCGGGACACUAUUGCUGAGCGCGAGCGACUGGAGGAGGAGGAGCGGCAGCUUGAGGAGCUAGUCAAGAAGAGGCUGCAGGCUAGGAAGAUAGAGACUAGGCAGAUUGUGGUGGAAGAGAUUAGGAAGGAGGAACAGAUUCACAAGACACUAAAUGAGGAGGCUAGCAUUGAGGAUAUCGAUACGGAUGAUGAGUUGAACGAAGCAGAGGAGUAUGAGUCAUGGAAGAACCGUGAGAUAGCAAGAAUCAAGAGGGAUAGGGAGGAAAGAGAUGCACGGUUGAAGGAGAAGGAGGAGAUCGACAAGGUGAGGAAUAUGACCGAGGAGGAGCGCCGGGAAUGGGAGCGGAAAAACCCAAAACCACUUCGUCAGUCCAAACAGAAGUGGAACUUUAUGCAGAAGUAUUACCACAAGGGUGCCUUCUUCCAGGAAGGCGCUGAUGACGUGAGUCAAUCAGUUGGCAGGGAUGAUAUCUACACCCGUGAUUUCUCUGCACCUACUGGAGAAGAUAAGAUGGACAAGAGCAUCCUGCCCAAGGUCAUGCAAGUCAAGCAUUUCGGACGGAGUGGCAGAACGAAGUGGACACAUCUUGUUAAUGAGGACACUACUGAUUGGAAUGCACCAUGGUCUACAAAUGGGCCCUUGCGAGCAAAGUAUAAUGCAAAAAUGGCAGGCAUGAAUGGGCCUAUUGCUAAACCAAAGGGAAGUAAGAAGAUGAAGGAUUGGGAUACAAAACAAGAUGAUUAGGCAUUUCUUUUGCUGGCUGAACUGGUUCUUCCAGAUGGCAUAAUUUGCUCUUUAUUGUUGACUGAUGUAUGAAUCGUGAUUAUUAGCAAGCAAUGGACAGACCUGUUGGUAUCCACAAUUGUUGUGCCUGAGAAAAGUUCUAGUGUAAUGAAUAAUGAGACCACUCACAGGAGGAUUAUGAGUUAUAAGACCCUUUGCCAGCGGCGUUGUCCUCCAACCCAGUGGAGUUCAACAGCUUCAGGGAAAUCUCAAUCCGAGGAAAGGCUCUGGCCCAUCCCAUCCCAAUAUGGAAAAAGUGACUGCAUAGAAAUGUUGAAAUCCUUGUAUAAUCUCAAUACCAACUUUUCAUUGGUCAUGUUUCCAUCUUUGUACUGACGCAGAAGAGCAGAAGAAACCAUGUAUUUUAGUCAAAUUAGCUUAAAUUUACUUUGCUUUUUGAACUGGAUUCAUCGGGUUGGUCAACUUCUAGUUCUGUUUUCACAAAACACUGCAGCUGAUCUAGAGUUU
Molecule: messenger RNA, 2026 nt
Organism: Brachypodium distachyon (stiff brome)
Lineage: Eukaryota; Viridiplantae; Streptophyta; Magnoliopsida; Poales; Poaceae
Product: microfibrillar-associated protein 1
Exons: 3
Coding region: 206-1519 (437 amino acids)
Biological process (GO): mRNA splicing, via spliceosome
Cellular component (GO): U2-type spliceosomal complex
Molecular function (GO): RNA binding
Source: RefSeq, a predicted model, not a curated record